Dipodomys ordii (Ord's kangaroo rat) is the source of this 951-nucleotide messenger RNA. RefSeq names its product olfactory receptor 2AG1-like. The record is from RefSeq and is a predicted model, not a curated record. Gene Ontology annotation, biological process: G protein-coupled receptor signaling pathway. Bases 1 to 951 code for a protein of 316 amino acids. The transcript has a single exon. Gene Ontology annotation, cellular component: membrane. Gene Ontology annotation, molecular function: G protein-coupled receptor activity; olfactory receptor activity. Lineage: Eukaryota; Metazoa; Chordata; Mammalia; Rodentia; Heteromyidae.
AUGGAGGUCUGGAAUUCCACUUUGGGAAGUGGAUUCAUCUUGGAGGGCAUUCUGAAUGACAGCAGGUUCCCUGAACUGCUCUGUGCCACAAUCACAGUGCUGUAUGUGCUGGCCCUGACCAGCAAUGGGCUGCUGCUCCUGCUCAUCACAAUGGAUGUGAAGCUCCACGUGCCCAUGUACCUCCUGCUUAGACAGCUUUCUCUUCUUGACCUUCUCCUCACAUCAGUUAUAGCCCCCAAAGCCAUCAUGGAUUUUCUGCGUGGAGAUAACACCAUCUCCUUUGGAGGCUGUGCCCUUCAGAUGUUGCUUGAACUGAUGCUGGGUUCGGCUGAGGAUAUCCUCGUUGCUUUUAUGGCUUAUGACAGGUAUGUGGCCAUUUGUCAUCCUCUAAACUAUACAACUAUCAUGAAUCCAAGAGUCCUUUGGUUCAUGGUGAUGACAACAUGGAUUGUGGCAUCUCUGAGUGCCAUCAUAUAUACCAGUUACACUAUGCACUAUCCCUUCUGCAAAUCCCGGCUGGUAAAACAUCUGUUCUGUGAGAUCCCACCUCUGCUCAAGUUGGCCUGUGCAGACACCUCUAGAUUUGAGCUCAUGGUUUAUUUGAUAGGUGUGAUGUUCCUGAUCGCUCCACUUGCUGCCAUUCUGGUCUCCUACAUGCUAAUCCUGUGCACUGUGCUCCGCAUGCCCUCCAAGGAGGGGAGGAAAAAAGCCCUUCUCACCUGCUCCUCCCACCUGACUGUGGUUACCAUAUACUAUGGCCCAGCCUCGUUUAUAUAUGUCCUUCCCAUUUCCUUCCAUAAUCCCAAACAGGACAACAUCUUCUCCUUUUUCUACACAGUUGUCACCCCAGCCUUGAAUCCCCUCAUCUACAGCCUAAGAAAUAAGGAGGUCAUGGGAGCCUUGAGGAGAGUCCUUGGAAAAUACAUCCUGCCUUCACACUCCAGCACUUAG